Drosophila gunungcola (fruit fly) is the source of this 13691-nucleotide messenger RNA. It is a transcript of the gene NaCP60E, whose product is annotated as sodium channel protein 60E. NCBI's taxonomy places the organism in Eukaryota, Metazoa, Arthropoda, Insecta, Diptera, Drosophilidae. Gene Ontology annotation, biological process: membrane depolarization during action potential; sodium ion transmembrane transport; neuronal action potential. The record is from RefSeq and is a predicted model, not a curated record. The coding region runs from base 1765 to 9552 and encodes 2595 amino acids. The transcript is spliced from 28 exons. Gene Ontology annotation, molecular function: protein binding; voltage-gated sodium channel activity. Gene Ontology annotation, cellular component: plasma membrane; voltage-gated sodium channel complex.
UACGCGGCGUGUGCCAGCCAAAGGCGAAAAUCGUCAUGCGAAGGGGAAGGUGGUCGGACGGCCAUCCUUACAGCAUUUUAGACUGAUGAACAACGUCCGCAUGCUGCUGGCUUUGUUAGCCAGUGGCCCAUAUUCAAGCUUAAUCAUUUUGACAUUUUCACUGCAUGGCAAGAGGAGAGUGGUGGUGGUGGCGGGGGGGAUCCCUUUUUUGGCCCGCGGUGCAGCAGCGAACGAAAUUCAGAUUCGGAAUUUGAAUCGGAGGAAUAAAGGGAAGUUCGCCAAAGCGUGUCUUUCGCUCGUGUGGCAUGUGGCACGGCAUUUGUUUAUGCCGGCUGACCUGCAAGCAAAAAAAGUGAGGGGGCGCAAGCGAGAGCGAACGAAAGAGAGCAUUUCCCCGACGAGUCCUUUUUUGGCAGAAUACGGGGGAAAUUGCUGUGUGUGUUUUUUCAUCGCUCUGCAACGCGGUCGCCCUGCAGAUUACGUCAAACGGAAAGGAAAACCCGUUAGCCGAGCUCAGUCGCCGACGAACCUUAGAACCGAACAGUCGCCAUGCGAGUGCACGUACGUACUAGUGGCCCAGUGUGUCUUAGUGUGAACCAAAAGUGAAAAACCACCAGAAAUAUGGUGAAAAGCGGUGGAAAACAUUGAAAGCGGCCUGAAAAGGCUAGAAAAAAUAUCGUAGAAACGACACACUCACACACACACAGGCGUACGCGUGUUUCUACCAGCACAAGUGCAUUCAGUGCGAGGAAAAUUCUUCAGCGCCCAAAAAUAGAGUGAAAUGUGUGCUGCAUGUUGUUGUUGUUGCUGCUGCUGGGGGGAAACUAACCUACAUUUUCGCGCUCUUUCGCACGCUUUCGCAUACACACACACAAACACACACUGGCAGGGAGGCCCUUAGGCUAUCUCGUUCGCUCUCACUUACAGGGCCGCAAAAGAAAUCAACAGUAAAUUGUAAUAACACUUCUCAGUCCGCUGGAGUGUAAGCAGGAGUAACAACAACAACAACAACUGAAUCGGGUAUAGUGAUUGGGCCAGUGUUGGGAAGUGGAUGUAGAAAUGGAAUUAAAAAUGGAAGUGGAAGUUUAAGAGUGAAAAGCAAGUGCAAGAGUGUGUGUGUGCGCGUAUUGCAGGCCCAAGAAAGUAAAAUACGAAAAUAGAUAUAGAAAUAGCCGUAGUGAAAGCACACAAGCGAUUACAUAAAGCCCAGCUAUCAUCCCGAACAUCCAACAACCAGAAUAACAACUGCAGCGGGUAUAGUAAACAACCUAUGGCCAAUGUUUAAAGACGCAUUCGCAAAAUGUAAAGCAAUAAUCAACACAACAAAGCCAAAGCUCACAAUAGAAAUAGACGAAAGUGAGGAGGAGCGAGCAGACGUCGAGCUGAGGCGAUGCCAAAUGCCAUUAUUGGAAACGGUCGUAGUCAUAAGAUUUGCAUAGCAUAGCAAUAGCAACAGCAAUAGGCAUCAUGAAAGCCCCCAGCGUGAUAAGCACUACAACAACAACAACAAAAGAAACAGCAUUAGCAAUAGUAAAUACUACGCACAAAAUGGUUAACAAAGGGAACGGUGACAAUAUUAACGGUAAACUGAGCGAUCCGCUCGCCUGAAAAGUGAGACAGACAUAUGAGCAGUGUUCGAAAAUCGAGUGAGAAGCCAAGAGCUACGAGAGAGAGCGAGAGCGAGACAUGAGGCAGCCCUAAGGACCUCGACGAAGGACGAAGGACCAACAGCAUCAACCAACCAAACGACGACAAUCAGUCAAGAUGAGUGAUGAUCAAACGCUGUCCAACGAUGAGAAAGCUGUCGCCAAGCACCAGGUCGUUGCGUAUACGCAGAGGUCGCAGGUCAAGCACGAGAACCGGCACAUCCAGCUGGUGCGGGAGUACGGCUUCCAUCCGCGCACCAAGGCCUCCGUGGAGGACGGCGACGUGCUGCCCCGCAAGUUCGAACCCUUUCCGGAGCACAUGUACGGCAAGCCGCUGGAGGAGAUUGACACCUUCAUCUACGAGGAGACCUUCUGCGUGGUGUCCAAGCGGUUCCGCAAGAACUACAUCCAUCGCUUCACCGGCACCAAAAGCCUGUUCCUUUUCUACCCAUGGAGCCCGGCACGGCGCGUGUGCGUCUAUAUCGCGACGAACCAGUUCUUCGACUACUGCGUCAUGGCCACCAUCCUGUUCAACUGCAUCUUCCUGGCCAUGACGGAAACGGUGGAGGAGGCGGAGUACAUCUUCCUGGCCAUCUACUCCAUCGAAAUGGUGAUCAAGAUCAUUGCCAAGGGCUUUCUGCUCAACAAGUACACGUAUCUGCGCAACCCCUGGAACUGGCUGGACUUUGUGGUCAUCACCAGCGGCUACGCCACCAUCGGCAUGGAGGUGGGCAACCUGGCCGGGCUGCGCACCUUCCGCGUGCUGCGCGCCCUCAAAACGGUGUCCAUCAUGCCCGGAUUGAAGACGAUCAUCAACGCGCUGCUACACUCCUUCCGCCAGCUGGCAGAGGUCAUGACCCUGACCAUCUUCUGCCUGAUGGUCUUUGCGCUCUUCGCCCUGCAGGUCUACAUGGGCGAGUUGCGCAACAAGUGCGUGCGCCAGGUGCCCACCGACUGGACGAACGUCUCCCAUGCGGAUUGGCACAUGUGGGUCAACGACACCGACAACUGGCUCUACGACGAGGAUGAACUGCCCGUUCUGUGCGGCAACUUGACCGGAGCCCGCCACUGCCCCUUCGAGUACGUGUGCCUCUGCGUCGGCGAGAAUCCCAAUCACGGCUACACCAACUUCGAUAACUUCAUGUGGUCCAUGCUAACGACGUUCCAGCUCAUCACGCUGGACUACUGGGAGAAUGUGUACAAUAUGGUUCUGGCCACCUGUGGUCCCAUGAGCGUCUCAUUUUUCACGGUGGUGGUUUUCUUUGGCUCGUUCUACCUGAUCAACCUGAUGCUGGCCGUAGUGGCGUUGAGUUACGAGGAGGAGGCAGAGAUAACGAACGAGGAACGGAAGAAGGAUCUGCUGGACCAUCGAGACGACUCCACGUUCAGCUUCGAUCCGUCGGUGCUGAACGUAAAGAAACUGAACAAGAACAACAAGAAGAAAAUCGACUCCAGGAAGGGCGUGCUCCUGGCCUCGUACAGCAAGAAAAAGACGCGCCGAAAAAAGGGCAAAGGCGGCAAGGAGGGCGGCUCCGGCAAUGGCAAUGGAAACGGCAGCAAUGGCAAUGAGCCCAAGUCCCACUCUGCCACGCCCAGUCCGGGACCAAGUCCCCGCCACAGCGCCACGGAACGCCCCUCAGCACUCAGCUUGCAGGCGCAGAAACAGUACCAGCAGAUGGAACAGCAGCACCAGCUGGCAAAAGCGUCCGGUGGCGACAGCACCAACACUGCCACCGCUCCCACUCCAAAGGGGCGCAUCAGCUUUCAGGACGCCGGCGGCGGCGGCGGGGGUGUGAAGAAUCCCAACAUGCUGUACCCCUCGGACUAUAAGGGUCAACUCAUCGCUAGCAGCCGGCAGGCGAGCUCCAACUCCAGUGGCGUGAAUCGCGAGUCCUCGCAGGACGACUCCGGGGUGGUGGACGAUCACGAGGAGCAGGACACGACCAACGAGCUGGGCCACGUGUCCACCGUGGAGCUGGCCCUUUCGCCCCGCGAAGUGCGCCUCAUCAAGUGCAACGGGAACAUAGCCCGCAUCAAGAACCACAAUGUGUACGCCCUGCACCAGGAAUUCUCCUCGGAGGUGGUGGUGAUCGAUGAUUUGCCCGAUCGAAACUGUGAUCGCUGUGUGCACUGGUGCACCGACUACGAGAGCUGGCUACAGUUCCAAAACUGCCUCUAUAAAGUGGUGCGGGAUCCGCUGUUCGAACUGGCCAUCACCCUAUGCAUUGUGCUUAACACCGCCUUCCUGGCCAUGGAACACCAUGGGAUGAGCGAAAGCUUUCGCAACGCCCUGGAUGUGGGAAACAAGGUCUUUACGUCCAUUUUCACGUUCGAGUGCAUUGUGAAGCUAAUGGCGCUGUCCAAGGACUUCUUUCUGUGCGGCUGGAACAUCUUUGAUCUGCUGAUAGUCACUGCGAGUUUGCUGGACAUUAUUUUCGAGCUGGUAGACGGCCUCAGUGUCUUGCGCGGCUUGCGAUUGCUGAGGGUAUUAAAGCUAGCUCAAUCGUGGACUACAAUGAAGGUGCUCCUAAGCAUUAUAAUCUCAACGAUCGGUGCCCUCGGCAACCUCACGCUGAUUUUGGUCAUAGUCAUCUACAUAUUCGCCGUCAUCGGCAUGCAAUUGUUCUCCAAAGACUAUACGCCCGAGAAGUUCGAUCCUGAUCCAGUGCCAAGAUGGAAUUUCAAUGACUUCUUUCACUCGUUCAUGAUGAUCUUUCGCAUUUUGUGCGGCGAAUGGAUCGAGCCUCUCUGGGAUUGCAUGCGAGCCGAGGAGGAGCAAGGAGCCUCCACUUGCUUUGCCAUCUUUCUGCCGACACUCGUCAUGGGAAAUUUUAUGGUGCUCAACUUGUUCUUGGCCCUGUUGCUCAACAGUUUCAACUCCGAGGAGCUCAAGUCGAAAAAAGAGAUUUUCAAGAAGAAGGAAGUGGGCGAGGAGUCCAAGCUGGCGAGGAGCAUCGAACGCGUGCGCGACCUGAUACGCAAGAAGCGGCAGGAGCGCAAGGAUCGCAAGGAGCGUAAGUUUGCGGACAAGUUCCAGCAGAUCGUACUCGAUGCCCAGCAGGCGCAUGCUCAGGCUCAUUCCCAGCAGGCUGCGGUGGGAGUGGAGAGGGGCGAAAAGGCGGGUGUGCUGGCCGAGACCAAGAUGCACAGACUGAGCUAUCAGGAGUCUAUGAACCGGCCAGUUUCGGGCUCUGAUUUUGGCUUCCAAAUUCCUCUGCACGACGGCCUGCACACGAUUGUGGAUGGCCUAGAGUACGAUAACACAGGAGACUUGCCAGAGCAGAUCCAGCUGGAGGCACAUCCACUGCCACCCACCACAGACUCGCUGCCACCCACCUACGAAAGCGCCAUGAUGGCAGCUUUUCCCCCUCUCAAUGGGAAUGGGAAUGGAAACGGGAAUGGCAAUGGCAAUGGACAAAAUCUAACGCCUUUCAGCCAUUCGGAGCGCCGACUGCAGCACCAAAUCUCCUCUGGCGUGAGCACCCAGCUGAACGAUUCCCGGGAAGAGGCCACCUACACGGAAUCCAUUGAGCUGCGCAUGCUGGGCCAGUACAACUCCACGGACACGGAUCCGUAUGCCAACGACCAGCGCAGCGGCUGUGGCUCCUUCAACCGUGGCGACUCGCUACCCGACAACUCCUCGCAGCACGACGAGGCCUAUCUCAAGUACCAGAAGUCCCUGCUGACGCGUUCUCCCAGCUACCGCAAGUCGCUGGACCGCCUGUCCCAGUCCAGCGGACAGUCGCAGCGAUCGCUGCUCAAGUCGGAGGAGGCGGAGAUGCGGCGCCAUUCGAGCGGUCUUUCGCUCAACUCCAUAUCGAUCGAGCAGGACGAGCUGCUGUCGCAGCAGGGCAAUCUGCGCGAGGAACUGCUCAACUGCGACCAAAAGGAUCUCUUUCAGUUUCUGCAGGAGGACCAGGACGAGCCCAGGUCGAACCUGAGCUGCAUCUCGAAUGCCAUGAGAUCGCGACGUCCCUCCAGUCAGUUUGCACAGCAGCCAGAGAGCGAGGCGCUGAUAGAGCACUCCGAGUUUGACAACAUCAUCCAGAGCUUCGAGAAGGAGCUGGAGGAGAUCAAGCGCAGUACUACAUCCCUGGAGCGCAAGCUUUCCAAUCUGUCGGAGCCCUCGCCGGCGGCCGAUGAGGCCACCAAGGCCAUAAUGGAGCACAUUGCCAUCAUUACGGGCGCCUCGGAGCGUUCGGCCGCCGACGAGGUGGUGCAUCCGCUAAAUCCCUACGACAGCUAUGACCUGUCCAGCGUGCCACGGCGUUCGCAGUCCGUCAGCGCAGCCGCUCAGCGGCAGUCCGUGAAACUGAAGCGGCGUAGUCUGGAGAAGCAGCGCAAGAUCGACGAGGACUUUAGUAUCUCCAAUGAGAUACGCAAAAUCUGUGAUCAAAUUCACGCCCCCUUCGUGGCCAUGGAAGCCAUGGCAGUGGCAGCCACACAGCCUAGCAGUCAAUCGCCCUUCCUGCGGCGCAAGAUCGAUCCGUUCACGGUGCAAUUUGAUCGCUUCAAGCGGCUUUCCCUGAUCGAGCGUGUGGAGGAGCUGCCCGAGGAGGAAAAGCCCAUCUCCACGCUGCGCAUCGAGUCGGAGAAGAUGCCGCGGAAGUUUCUCCACGGACACGACCAGUUGCGAUUGGACAGCCUCUCGCUGAAAAGCACCAAUUCGUAUGAGAAUCUGCUCAUCCAAAAGCAAAAGCUAUCUCCCGCCACGCCGCCCACAUCCUUGAAAUCGAGCAUCGAGCCACCGACACUGGCGCAAAUUUCAUCGCUAAAGACCACCCCGCCGCUGGCUGCUCUCACCGAGCACCAGCAGCACUUUCAUGCCACGAGCAUCCAAGCAGCACCCACUCAGAGUCAGGGUCAGGGCCACAAUGCCCAUGCCAAUGCCCAUGCCCAAGCCCAAGCCCAAGCCCAUGGCCAUGGAUAUGCCCAUGCCCACUCGAGGCGACGUCCGGAGCAUCCACAAUCGACGCUAGACAAAGCCGCAUCCUUCCAGUCCGCGCGCACCGAGUCGCACAGCUCGGGAGCGGCCGACACGAGCUCUGCGGCCCAAAAGACUGAGCUGUCGCAGUCGCAGUCGGCCAACCAACCGCCAGAGUCGGCCAGCCAAAAGCCGACGUCGGCAUUUACGCGACUGACCGAAAAACCAUGGCAUUGUUUGGUUUCCUACGUAGACGAUCUCACUGUCGGUGGGAGACGUAACUCGCAGGGAGCUUACAAUGAUCCCAUGACUUUUCCGAGCUAUGGGGCCACCAAGCCGCCCAAGGUGCCCGACGACUGUUUUCCCCAGAAGUGCUACGAUCACUUCUACUUUCGCUGCCCCUGGUUUAUGAGCUGCAUGGACACGCAGAGCGCGAAGCACUGGACGCGCGUGAGGACGGCUGUCUUGACGGUUGUCGAUACUCCGGCCUUUGAGUGGUUUGUGCUGGUGCUGAUCUUUGCGUCAAGUAUCACGCUCUGCUUCGAGGACAUCAACUUAGACAAGAACAAGACGCUGAAGCGCGUGCUCUACUGGAUCAACUUCUCCUUCUGUCUGAUAUUCGUGGUGGAGAUGAUACUCAAAUGGCUGGCGCUGGGCUUCUCCAAGUACUUUACCAGCUUCUGGACCAUACUCGACUUUAUAAUAGUGUUUGUGUCGGUUUUCUCGCUGCUCAUUGAGGAGAAUGAAAACCUGAAGGUACUGCGCUCGCUGCGCACAUUGCGAGCCCUACGUCCGCUGAGAGCCAUCUCUCGGUGGCAAGGAAUGCGGAUUGUAGUAAACGCUCUCAUGUAUGCAAUACCAUCAAUUUUCAAUGUGCUUUUGGUUUGUUUAGUUUUUUGGUUGAUCUUCUCAAUAAUGGGUGUUCAGUUCUUUGGUGGUAAAUUUUUCAAGUGCGUCAAUGAGAUGGGCGAAUUGCUGCCGAUAACUGAGGUGAACGAUAAGUGGGACUGCAUCGAGCAGAACUACACGUGGAUCAACUCGAAGAUCACCUUCGACCACGUGGGUAUGGGCUACCUGGCCCUGUUGCAAGUGGCCACCUUUGAGGGCUGGAUGGAGGUGAUGGCCGACGCGGUGGAUGCCCGCGGAGUGGACCUGCAACCGCAGCGGGAGGCCAACCUAUAUGCUUAUAUUUAUUUUGUUAUAUUUAUUGUGUGCGGAUCGUUCUUCACACUCAAUCUGUUCAUUGGAGUUAUCAUUGAUAACUUUAACAUGCUCAAGAAGAAGUAUGAAGGAGGAGUGUUGGAAAUGUUUCUCACCGAAUCUCAAAAACACUAUUACACGGCUAUGAAAAAAUUGGGACGAAAGAAACCACAGAAAGUUAUUAAGCGACCUAUAAAUCAUUUUUUAGCUAUGUUUUAUGAUUUAUCCAAUUCGAGAAGGUUCGAGAUUGCGAUCUUUGUACUGAUAUUUCUCAACAUGCUUACCAUGGGCAUUGAGCACUACGACCAGCCGCAUGCGGUGUUCUUCAUCUUGGAAGUGAGCAACGCCUUCUUCACCACAGUGUUUGGACUGGAAGCCAUUGUGAAGAUCGUGGGCCUGCGUUACCACUACUUCACAGUACCGUGGAACGUGUUCGACUUUCUGCUGGUGCUGGCCUCCAUCUUCGGCAUUCUCAUGGAGGACAUCAUGAUCGACCUGCCCAUCAGUCCGACGCUGCUGCGCGUGGUCCGAGUCUUCCGGAUUGGGCGCAUCCUGCGGCUGAUUAAGGCCGCCAAGGGCAUCAGGAAGCUGUUAUUCGCCCUGGUGGUGUCGCUGCCCGCUCUCUUCAACAUUGGUGCCCUGUUGGGAUUGAUUACGUUCAUUUAUGCCAUCCUGGGCAUGUCGCUGUUCGGGCAUGUGAAGCUCCAGGGCGCCCUCGACGACAUGGUAAACUUCCAGACUUUUGGACGGAGCAUGCAGUUGCUGUUCCGGCUGAUGACCUCGGCCGGAUGGAACGAUGUGCUCGAGUCGCUGAUGAUCCAGCCGCCGGACUGUGACCCCUUCAUCCACGGACAAACGAACGGCAACUGCGGCCAUCCGCUGCUGGCCAUCACCUACUUUACGAGCUUCAUCAUCAUUAGCUACAUGAUUGUGAUCAAUAUGUACAUUGCCAUCAUCCUGGAGAACUUUAACCAGGCCCAUCAGGAGGAGGAGAUCGGAAUUGUCGAGGAUGAUCUGGAAAUGUUUUACAUUCGCUGGUCCAAAUAUGAUCCACAUGCCACCCAAUUUAUACACUUCUCGCAACUGUCCGAUUUUAUUGCCUCUCUCGAUCCACCAUUGGGCAUCUCGAAGCCCAAUAAUGUCGCUUUAGUGUCAUUUAAUCUGCCCAUCUCUAAGGGUAAUAAAAUACACUGCCUCGACAUUUUGCACGCGCUCGUGAAGCACGUGCUAGGUCAUGUCGAGGAGACCGAUAACUUCAAACAGUUGCAGGAACAAAUGGAUGUCAAGUUCAAGAAACAGUUUCCAACGCGCAAAGAAUUGGAAAUUGUUUCGUCGACGCGGAUCUGGAAGCGCCAGGAAAAGGCGGCCAAGACCAUUCAGACAGGCUGGAAGGAGUAUUUGCGGCGCAAGCGGGAGAAGGAGCGCUCCAACUCCGGCGACAGUGCCACCCAAACCUCCAGCCCAGGCGGAUGGCAAUCGAAGCUCUCAGCCUUGAACUUCUUCCACCUUCAGGUGAGUCGCCGUGGCACCGCCUGCUCCAGUCGGGCCUCGUCCCGGAAAUCCUCGCGUGCCUCAGACGCCUCCGAUCUCAGCGAACUGGCAGGACCCUGGCUGAAUCUGCCCCUGAUGCUCGUCUCGGGGGCCGAUGAUGUGGUCAAGGACAUCAAGCAGCAUAGCGACGAGCUGGGCAAACGCUGCUAUGAACAACACGACCAACACCACCUCAACCUCCGCCUCUGCCACGGCCUCCUCCACCGCCACAGCCUCCGCCAGUGGCUGUAACCCGGCAGCCACCUGCUCCUCCGCCUCCGACGGCGGAUCCGAACGACACCAGGCGGUGGGGGUGGGACCGCCUCCCUCACGUAAGCGCGCCUCUAGUUUCAUUCGCAAGAAACCGCCCCUAGAAAGAGGUUUGUCAGCACAAAGCGCUUUAAGAGUAAACAAGAACGCUUUUGUCUCCGAGGCGCCAGCCCCCGAGGUGAUCGUGACCAGGCCAUCGCCGGACCAACAGAUGCAUCCCCAUUCGCUCAGCCUGCGACCGGACAAUGCCACGUUGGUCCAUGUCCUGGUGCAUCGCGAGAGCGAGGAGUACAAGGAGGACGAUGAGGGCAGCAGACCAUCAUCGCCUCCUGGCGGAAAUGGCAACGUAAGCGGCCUCGACAGGCUGAGCAAGCAGGCGCCACCGCAGAUACGCAUUAGUACCGGCUCGGUGGAGAGCACCAUGGACACAUGCACCAUGCCCACGGUGCAGAUCAUGGUGGACAGCCCCAAGGAUCCGCCGCGCGGCGACUUCAGUGUUGCGGCGGCCAUCGAGAAUGUUGAUCUACCCAUCGAUGUGAAUGUGCAGGGCGACACAUCGCAGGUGUUCUACGACUACAAUCCGGACAAGUCCACUGGUGACCAUUUGGUAGAGGAGGAGGAGCAGAAGGAAGAAGUGCCGGACGAGCAGGCUCUACCGGACAGACAGAGAUGACCUCCGGUCAACGAUCCGCAGCGGGAUUCAAACAGCAGCAGCAGCCAGAGUAGCAGCAGCAGUAGCAGUGCCGGUGCCAGUGCCAGGACCAGCUCCUCGUCCUCGUCGUCGAUGGCGUCGGCAGCGGCCGCGGCAGCGACAGGUCCCGCAGUGCGGCGUCCUAGUUGACAACCUCCAGUCUGAGUGCGUAUUCGAUGCCGAUUCCUGUGUGCAUUUGUCUCAGAACUCGUAGUUUCUUAGGCUUAGAAAUAGGCUUAGUCAGAUGGGGCGGGGCUCGCCUCUUUGUUAUCAUAGUCGAUUACCUAUAUAAUUAUAUACUAGUCGCUUUAUACGAUAUACAUACGAUAUAUACACAUAUACAGAUAGAAAUACGGAGAGCUAUCCAAAUUUAUACAUACAACAUACAAUAUCAAUCUAAGGAGGAAAUCAAUAUUAACUAUGUUAACAAAAACGUGCAUUAAACCGUUGUAGUACUCGAAUCAAAUCAAAAAUCCGUAGGAGUCGGUAUCGAAAUCGGAAACGGUAACGAAAUCGGAAUUGGAAUCGCCUACAUUAUAUGGUUAUUGUCACAAUCAGAAUUGAGAAGAGGAGAUUUGUCGGUAGUUUACUGCCCGAUUUAGUUGUAGUCGAAUGGGUUGACCCACUGAGGAAAGAAUAGAAUAUGAUAUAAUAUUCUACCUUCUACGUGGGCCGACUUUUUUGAACAUUUUCGAAGGUUGUUUUUGAACUAUACAAUACAUAGAGAUUGGCAUUACUUGCUUACAUUACAUGUGUAACUAACUAUCGCGGUUAGAUCUAGGCUCAUAACUGUAGUGUUUGUUUUCUCAAUUAUCGUCCUGCAUAUACGACGGUAUAUGUGAAUAGUAUCUAAAUACAUUUUGUACAUAUGCCAAAGGAAGUAUUUUAAACUAAAGAGCUAAUAUAAUAUUAAAGUUACCGACAUACGACAUUAGUUAGAGACAAUUUAUUGAAAUAUUUAUAAAGGUUUUUCGUUACGAUAGCGCAUCAAAUUGCCGAUUACCAAUACAAUUACGAUAUCGAAUAUUAUCCAUUACCGAUUGUUCGAAGUACAAAAGCGAAGUAUUAGUAGAAUUGAUUAUUAUUAUUAUGAUUAUUACAUGGUAUUGUACAUAUGUUAUGGCCCAUCCCAUUUCGUUUUCUCAUCCAUCUGUAGAAACUAAGCCAAAAAACCAUGUCAAGUGAUGUACUCAAUACACACUCACGUAUUUAAAUCAAACCUAAUCCCAGUCGGGAUCUAGCCACUACCACUACACUGCACUCUUAUCGAAAUCGUUAACUAACCAAUCCAAGUAAACCCGAAAUCAAUCAGCAGACCUACCUAAGUACCAGCGAGAUGAACUUUUAUAAUUGUUACGCGCUUAGUUUUAGUUUAUUUCCGAUUAAGUAUAGCCGAAACAAUCAAAUUAAAUCAAAUCAAAGCAAAGCAAAGCAAGAUGCAACCAUUGUGGUCUUCAAUGAAAAGAACAACCUACAAGCUUCCACAAUAACUCUAUUUUAGCACAAUGAUUUACAAUUUACACUCGACUUCUUUGUACGAUUUUAAUAAUGGUUAGGUUGGGCCAAGUUUCCAAGAAACUCGCCUUGUUACUUUGUUACUUUUUAAGUGUUGUUCUCUCUUUUAAGUCUCCAUUGUGAUCGCAUUAAGUUUAAACAUCGAACCAGGACAUAAGUUGAGAAGUGAAUAUGAUGUACUCCAAGCGGGAGAAUAUAAACAAAUACCGAUUACCGAAUACUGAAUACCGAAUUACUUGUGCACACUUUAAUCGACGAAAAGUCGAGUCUACGCUACUCUUACUCUACUUUCAUAACUUAACAACAGACAAUCAGACAGCGAUUGAUAGUAAAUUGAAAUUCUAUGGUACCAACUAAAUCGUUUUCUCCAGGAACAAACAACCAAAUGAACGUACACACAACAACUUAAUUGUGAUUUUAACUGCAAUUUUUACACAUAAAAUAAAACAACUAAGGUCAUAAUUUUUAAUUAGAAUUGUUAACAAAGGAAACAAAUCCAACAACAGACAGAAACCAAACACUCGUCAAUUAAGUGAUAUUUAAUAAUGAUACGUACUCGUAUUCGAUUGUACAUAAACGAAAAACGAUUAUGAUAAUGAUAACGAAAUAGCAAUAGAACCUCAUCCAACCACAAAAACAAAAGAAAAAACAAACAAAAAAUUACAAAAAAAAGGGAAGUUUUACCUUUAGUUAUCUUCAAAAAAAAAGAAAAUUACAAAAAAAUCCCGAUUAAAAAGAUAUUACGAUUAGAGAGCGAGACGAGACCAAUCGGAGCGAUGCAAUGAUGUGGGAUGUUUAAUUUAGUCAUAGAGUAUAACGACAAUAAAAUGAAUGAGGCAUAUUCAAUUAAAUAGACACGAAUUCGAGGCGUCAUCGUUAACAAACCAAAAACUAAAGCUAAAACUCAAAUUAACAACAGGCAGGCACACAAAAAUUGGGGUAAUAACAACAAAACGUAGCUCUUAGAUAUUAUCGAACCGUAUCGUACUCGUAAUCGUAGUGGAUCAAGCUAUGCUCCCAGUCAAGUUAAGCCAGUAGCAAAAAUCGAACCAAUCGGAAACGGAAACGGAUACAGAGGAGUCAGAACCGAGUCCUAUGCAUUUAAAGCUCACGGCACCGCAAAGGCAGGACAUUAGGAUGAUGCUGGAACACAUAAAGUACACAAAAAUAUAUACCUAUAUAGUUAGCUACAACGCGGCUGGUUUGAUUAGACAUGCCUUACAGAAUACACGAUUUUAUUUAUAUACAUAUUUAUUGUUGAGAUUAAAGUAUAUACGAACGAUAGAAGUAAAACGUUUCAUCAAAGGCCACGCUACCAGCAGCUGCAGCAGUAAUAGAAGACGAAUAAUACCAUUUAAAUCAGGAGCUAAGAAGCUAAAACGAAUCAGAAGUCGUAGGACGUCGUUCAACACGCUCUGAAAACUAAGUCAAUUAUUUUUAUUUGCCACUUUUAAGGUCCUAGUCCUAGUCCUAGUCCUAGUCCUGCAACAAUAACAGCAGUAACUAAACUAAAGUUAAAUAGUAAUUCGUAUUCUAGCUUUGCUUAUCAUUGCCUGCGCUCAGUUCGCUCCUCACACCACGCUCCAAUGGAUCAAAUCAGAGUUCUGGUCAGUUGCCGCUGUCGGAAGUCAUUUGAAACAAUAAUUAGGCUGAAAAUUGUUAACAAAUUAUGAAAGAUGGCGCUUAGUUUGCAUAAAUUUCCUCUCGGAUUUCUAUUGCCGUUGAUUGCCUCGUUAGCCCUUUAGGUCCGUCAAAUUCGAUUUGGUCCGCUACGCUCAGUUCAUCUCUGACUUAAAUAAACGAUUUAUAAUAGACAACAGGGGCGAUGCAGAAAUAAAUAAAAUAAGAAACCAUUAACCAUAAUAUGUGACUAACACACAUUUUGAACCGAAUCAUAUCAAAUCAAAACAAAAAC